CUCUUCCACUUCAGUCAGUCAGAAACACCAGUCUGUCCGCGACCGUUCGUCAAGCCGUCUUCGCCAAAGCAAGUUCGUGGCUUCCGUUCACCUCGUGCUUUCAGCACAUGUCCUUAACACCGGUCAUUUCAUGAUUCACACACAACAGAAAAUUCAUCAAAAAAGACCUCAGCAAAAUCCCUUUUAUCUUUCCCUCGUGCAUUAUACUUGAAAAUUUUUUAAACUGAUUCCGCAAACUUUUAUUGCAAACUCUACAGUUGUAACAAAAAUUUGAAAAAUCAUUGGACAUGAACAGAUAACGUUUGGUGUUGAUCACUUUGUGAAAUAGUGAGAGUGAUUUAAAAAAAAAGAAAAAAUAUGGGGCUCUUUUGGCUUCUAUUGGGGCUAAUUGCCUUUUUCGGUAGUUCUUCAUAUUGGAAAAUUACGGCCUUUAAUGUUGAGACUAAACAUUAUACUCUUUACAAAUCGUAUCGUCAGUCAAUGUUCGGAUUUUCUGUCGCUGAAUAUCGUGAUUCUGUAGGGCGAGGAUCAGUGAUUGUUGGCGCACCAGCAGGGGAAACCAAUCAAAAGGAUAUAGUUCGUGGAGGUUCGGUUUUCAAAUGUGACAUAAAUCAAGACAACAAUUGCCAUGUUGUUCGAUUUGACACAAGAAAUGGAAAUAGUGUUACAAAUACAAGUCAUGGUUUGGUACAAGUUGAUAACAAAUCCGGCCAAUGGUUCGGAGCUACAGUUUCAUCUUCCAAGGUGGACGGAGGACCCCUACUUGCAUGUGCACCAAGAUAUUUGUGGUUUGGUAAGCAAGUGUCGAAAGGACAUUCAGGCGCGGACAAAAGAGAGCCAGUUGGCACUUGUUGGUUGACAAAUUUUGUUAGCCAACCACUGGAAUUUUCUCCUUGUCGAACAGGAAAACAGGGCUACAAUCUGCAGGGUUCAUGUCAAGCAGGACUGGGAGCCUCCGUAUCCAAGGAUGGCAAAAGGCUUUUCAUUGGAGCUCCAGGAAGUUGGUACUGGCAAGGUCAGCUGUACUCGAUGGACAGUCAAACCAAGUUCGAAUUUUGCCCUGACGAUACCCGAUUAGGUGCUUUUCAAGGGCAAUUGUAUUCAUAUAAUGGAUUGGACAAUCGCACAAAAGUUUUAAUGACGAAAGAAGGAAGCCCACAAGACGAUGACAGCUAUAUGGGAUAUUCAGUAACUUCCGGAGAUUAUCAAGGAAAUGGAAAAAGUGAUGUUGCUGUUGGAAUUCCACGUGGGAACAAUUUAAUGGGACAAGUAGCUUUAUUUGAUUCGCAAAUGAAAAACUACAGAAAUAUCACUGGUGAACAAAUGGGAGGAUAUUUUGGCUACGCUCUGGCUUCCGGCGAUAUUAAUGGAGAUGGAUUCGAUGAUCUGAUAAUUAGUGCACCAAUGUUUACAUUACCUGGCAAUUUAGAAGUCAUCGAGACGGGAAGAGUUUAUAUUGCUUAUCGAGCUGUUAAACCGAACGCCAUAUUCGACAAGAAAGAUUUUCGGGACGGAGAAUUCAAUAGGGGUCGAUUUGGUCUCUCCUUAGCCUUCCUGGGUGACACUGACCAUGAUGGUUACGGAGAUAUUGCCAUCGGUGCACCAUAUGCUGGCCCAGAGGGUCGAGGAGCAGUUUACAUUUAUCGUGGUUCAAAGGAAGGCCUUCAAGAGAAAUACUCCCAAGUGAUUUUCGCAACGGAACUUGAAGAAUCACUCGCAACUUUUGGCUUUUCAAUUGCCGGCGGCCAGGAUCUGGAUCAAAAUACUUAUCCCGAUCUGGUAGUAGGAGCGUACGAUUCAGAUGCCGCGAUAUUUUUCAGAUCCCGACCUGUAAUUCGAGCAGACUGUAAAGUUGAAUACUUUUUCGAGCGUCACUCCAAAUUAUCGGGAAUAAAUCUCGACAAUAAGGACUGUGCAAUUAGAAGAGGCAGCGAAAGAGUGUCGUGUCUCUUUUUAAAGGUCUUCCUGAAGUACGAUGCCGAUUAUGCCCAUCAGACUUUUGAUAUUGAACUGAUUCUUGAUCCAGUCAAGACGAAAAAUCCAAGAAUGUUCUUUAUUGAGCAGGAGGGAAGGAACGUGAUGACUAUCAAGAAUGUCACUCUCGAACGCAAAGUACAGUGGACUAGAAUUUUCCGGGUUUACGUAACUCCUCACAUAAGGGACAAAUUAACAGGCAUUGAUGCCGAGGCUCGUUUGACUCUCUCCGAAAAUCGAGAACCAGAUCUACGACGUCGUAGUCCCGACAUGCCAUUGCGUCCAGUCUUGGCAGAAACAACUUCCUUGAAAGACUCAAUUUACAUUAGGAAAAAUUGUGGCGAAGACAACAUUUGUAUUCCCGAUCUUCAAUUGUCGACAAGUGCAAGUGUUGAGAAAUAUCUCUUGGGCUCUGGUCAAGACUUCCACAUAACAGUCACUGUCAAGAAUUUAGGCGAAGAUGCAUACGAAGCAAUGUUCUACCUUCAACUCCCACCACACGUGCAGUACAUCAAUUUUGAGCAAUUUAACAACACCGGCGUUCUCGUUCAAUGUUUAGCUCCAAAUCAAAACAAUGUUCUACGUUGUGACAUCGGUAAUCCAAUGCCUAGGGGUAAAAUGGUAAAAUUCAAAACAAUUCUCGAACCAAUUGUCGCCGAGAAUAUGAAUGCGACAUUCGACUUUAAAAUGGAAGUGAAUACGACAAAUUCGGAAAAUUCUGGUACAAUGCGCGAUAAUUAUGAGGCAAUUAAAAUACCCGUUUGGGUUGAUCUUGAACUUGUCGUCGAGGGUGAAAGUCGACCGAAGGAGUUGUUCUACAAUCCGGAAAAUUACACUUCGGAGAAUAUUACCACGGACAUUGAAUUUGGACCGGCGAUUGUUCACAAUUACACGGUGAGAAAUAAUGGACCUUCGAAUUUCUUGAGUGCUGACGUAUUUGUCACAUGGCCGGGUAAAACACUAGGCGGUGAUGAUCUGCUUUAUCUGAUGGAAGAGCCGCAAGGAACGAUUAAGUGCGUCAAUGCGGAUUACAAUUAUCAUCAUCUCAAGUACACGGACGCGACUAGAACUCGUUAUUCUUCCCUGUAUGGUACUUCGGGAUAUCAUCAUCAACAUUAUCAGGAAGAUUUUCAUUCCGGUGGUAUUGCCGUUCAGAAAGGUUACGAUUCUUCGGACGAUAGACGAAGAAUUGAGGUCAAUACCGGCGAUAGUUCGGAAUUCAAUCAAAUAAGACACUCUGCAAAUCGUAAUGAUAAUUCACAAGGAUUUGGACUUCCGCUCGGUAGCGACGAAGAGAAGAAAAUAUUUGUCACUUCCGAGAGUUCGAGAAAUUUCGAUAUUAAUUCUGCGGGUUUUGGAGGUGGUUAUCAUUCGACUUUACGAGAGAACAAUAAUGAUUCGAAACAAUUUCGGGAUUAUUCCUACGGACAGAGGAAGAUGAGUACGAGUUCCACGGGUAGUUCGAGUUUUGAUAUGUUGAAACAACAGGAGAUUGAGAAACAAAGGGCGGAAUUGGAGGAGGAGAAGAGAAAGUUGUAUGAAGAGAAGAGGAGAUUCGAUGAAUUGAAGAGGAUCAAUGAGAAGAAAUUAGCGGAGGAGGAGAGGAUAAGACAGCAGGAGAGGGACGAUGAGGAGGACUAUGAUUACAAUUCAAAGGGAAGUUCGGGAACGGUUUAUGGAACGGAGCGUCAUUUUGGUGAGGAUAGAGAGGAAGUUCGACAAAAGGGAUAUGGAGUUAUAACAAAUUCUCGAUACGAUGACGAAAUAAGUGGCGAUCGGGAGGAAGUGAUUGGAACUUCGGAUAUUAAUUUACGAAUGCGGAAUAUUAGCUCCACACAGGAUCUUGAGCAGUUCUUCUCUGAUAUAUCGAGAGGCACUUACAAGGUGUCAGCGUACAGAAGACAUGGGAAGAAUUUCAUUAACUUUAGAGGGAGAAUGGGCACAACGAAAAGUGGGCAAAAGUGUAUGGUAUUCCAGGACGGUACUCAAUUCCCUCUCGAGGAUAAUUUCGGACAGAGAAUAUUGUCCGAUCCUGGCAGUCCAGUGAGUCACAGAUUCGGUCCCGUCGAGGGUGAACUUAUCGCCGGACCUGGAAAUAAAGCUUACAUUCAAUUGAGCAAUGGCAAUAGAUUCGCUCUCGAAGGAUUUUCCACUUACUCCAGUAUUAGGACCUAUAGUUACACUAGCUCCCCACAGGAAACUCAUUCCUCGUUCGACAGCAAUCCUUAUCAAAACGGACAAGUUUACGGACACUCCGGACACUCGUCAGGCAGCUCUUGGCGAACAGAGUCCUCGACUUCCAACAGAGACGUCGGCGAAGAAUUUCAAAUGCACAGUUCUCAGAGUCACGAGGAAAGGCGCACCAAUGAGAAGAGAAUUCAAUCCAAGGUUUACACGAGGAAUAGUGAAACUCCCGCUAGAGAUAGUUGGAUGAAUCCUCAUUACGAAUCACAUGAGCGAAACGUUAGACAUAGACGUGAAGCAGAACAAGGUUUGCCGACGACGACGACGACGAGCGAAUUGGAUCCAGUGACUCAUGAUAUUACCAAAAAUCCCUGCAAGCGAGCCAGUUGUUUCCAAAUAAAGUGUGAAUUGGGACCUUUGAAGAAAGGAGAGGAGGCUCAUUUGAGUUUGAAGUUCAGAAUCAAAGCGGCUACUUUGAAGAAAGUUGCGUACAGGGAGCCUAUUCAGGUUUCAACUCAAGUAUUGACGAGAAUAACGAGAUUCGCUGCUCUUAAUAAUGUUGCCGAGCAAAAUGUUAAGAGUCAGGAAGUAUUUACGAAUGUUGAACCUACAGCACCUCCUCCAGUAGCAGACGUUGUGCCACUUUGGGUUGUUGUUUUGUCUGCCUGCGCUGGUGUCGUCAUUUUAUUGCUGUUAAUAUAUUUACUUCAUAAGUGCGGAUUCUUCAAGAGAAAUAGACCCACAGACGCCCCAGAAAGACAACCACUAAAUCGAAAUGGCCAUUUCCAUGGGGAUGAUCACUAAGCUCUUUGAUUUAGAAAACCGAAACAGUGCCUUUAAAUGUUACUCAUAACGAAGAGUAAUUAAUUGGCACUUUUUACACAAUUACUAAAUCAUUUGCUCUUUGUAACAAGCACAAAAAUUAUCAUUCUAUACCUUCUUAUUUUUUCCAUUAUUUCAAAAACAGUUUGAGAAUAAUUUGCGAAAAUGUGAAUGUGAAGGUAUUGUUGCCAAAUAGAAAUUUAAUUGGCAAUCAAUUUGUUUUCCAAUAAUAUUGUUAAUAUAUAUUUACACAUAUAUAAUUAACAACAAAAAAAGAACUUUUUAAAAUUGUGUAACACCUGCAAGAAAAACGUUUCUACUUUUCUGUACAGUUCAGUAUUUUCUGUUACCGACAGAGCGGACAAGUAACUCCAUCUAGCGGAAUCUCGCAAAAGUUAUAUAGUCUUGGUUUGAUGAAAAUCUUUCAGUUUCAGUUAACAAUGUGACAGCCACCGGUUGCGUAUGUGUUUUUUUAAUUGCGUUUUUAUUAUUAUCUAAUUAAAGUUUUAAAGUUUCUAAUCGAAUUAAAUUAUUAAUCGAGAUUAAUGAAGUGAAUCGAGUAAGUGAUAAUGAGUGCCAUAUAAACAUGAAAUAUUCUAAAUUGAAAAUUCACAGUCGGACUACAUAACCUCUAAAUCUUAAUCGCAACAAAUCUACAAAGAAAACAAAGGUAAUUUCAAUUGUUUUUUGAAUAGAACAAAAAUAUUGUUAUUUCAAACAGGUGUUACACAAAGUACCACGUGUAUCUCGUAUGAAAGAAGCAAUUUUUUUCAAACUGUUUGGAAAACAUCUUCUUUCUCCACUAGUUACACAAUGUUAAUCGUUAAUUCCCAUUUCUUUAAACAAAAAUUUGCUAAACUGCCAAUGAAUACUCUUCUCGAUUCCUGCAGCUUGAUUUUACAAGUUUCUAGUCAGAAACAGUUUUUUAACUUACUUAUUUUUAAGUCCUCUGAAUCUUUGUCGAGACGAUGACAAGUCCUUAUCGACGUUGUUAUGUAAAUAUAUUUUUGUACUGUCAGUUGCAGGAAUGCGUGACGUUAUAUCAGAUGAAAUUGACAAUGAGGUGGAAAUCUAUUAUAAUGUAGUAGUGAUAUAUUUAAGAGAUUAAUAUAAAGAAAAACACCACACACAAAAUAAGUGUUGUUUUUUCUUUAAUCGAACAAGUGAUGUCAACAUAUUUUUUAUGGCAUUUACUAAUCUUUAAUUUAAAGACGAUGAUGAUGAUAAUAAUAAUAGUGACAGAAAGUUUUUUAAAAAUGUA
This is a messenger RNA of Leptopilina heterotoma, 6241 nucleotides long. RefSeq names its product integrin alpha-PS2 (gene if). The record is from RefSeq and is a predicted model, not a curated record. Gene Ontology annotation, cellular component: integrin complex; external side of plasma membrane. Gene Ontology annotation, molecular function: integrin binding. NCBI's taxonomy places the organism in Eukaryota, Metazoa, Arthropoda, Insecta, Hymenoptera, Figitidae. Gene Ontology annotation, biological process: integrin-mediated signaling pathway; cell adhesion mediated by integrin; cell-matrix adhesion. The coding region runs from base 358 to 4962 and encodes 1534 amino acids. The transcript has 12 exons.